GGAAGAGGAAAAAAAAGAAAAAAGAAGGGACAGGAAGAAAGGUGAAGAAGGAGGAGGAGGAGGAGGAGGAGGUGAAGGUGGUCGAAAGCUUCGGUGACAACGGAGGAGUAUCGGGGGAGGUGGGAGGCAAAAAAAUAAAAAGAAUUGAGGAUUCGAAUCGGUGUUGGUAGCGGUUGACACGAAAGCCAGAGAGAGAAAGAGAGAGAGAGAGAGAGAGAGAGAGGGAGGGCAACCACCCCCCGCCCCCCGAGCAAUGGAUCUUGCGCUUCUACUCUUGGUGGUGCUGCUCAGGCAAGAGGUCGCAGCUCUGAAGCUACUCCAUAUAAACGUCCCAGCGUACACAUUAAGGGGCAAGAACGCAAUUCUGGAGUGCAGCUAUGAUCUAGAAUCGGACAAGCUCUAUUCUUUUUCGUGGUACAAGGAUCACGAAGAAUUCUAUAGAUACGUACCCAGGAGUGACCCGACACAACAUAGUUAUCACGUCGAGGGUAUUAAAGUGGACCACCGACACUCUAAUAAUACACGAGUGCAACUACAAGAUGUAAGCUUUCACACCAGUGGGAGGUACAAGUGCGAAGUUGUCGCAGAGGCACCUAACUUUUAUUCGGUUAUUGCUGAAGCCAAUAUGGAGGUCAUAGCUCUACCCCAAGAAAGUCCCAAGAUAACGGGCGAAGAAAAGAUUUACGCUAGCGGCGACGUUCUUGCCCUGAAUUGCACCAGCGACAGGUCCCAUCCUGGUGCGCAUCUCAAGUGGUUCAUCAACGACGAACAGGUGAAAGCUGAUUUGGAAGGGAAACUAGAACAGCACGGUAUGAUCUCGAUGGUAUCGAGUCUCCGACUGAAACUUGAACCUGACCAUCUCUCUAGUGAGAAGAUAAACGUCAGAUGCGAAGCAAUCGUUCAAUCGAACCAAGAACAGAACGGUCAAAUCUAUGACGUAAGGACAACGGAAGUUUUCGUUCAAGGCCAAGCUAGUCUCCUGAGGCCAUCCGCGUGUCUACUGUUGACCCUUUUCACGCUACAACGAUUAUUGCUGCCUCUUUAGACACCCUAGAAAAAAAAAAAAAAAGAAACAAAAAAAAAUGAAAAAAAGAAUAAAAGAAAAAUGAGAGAGAGAGAGAGAGAGAUAAAAAAGGGAUUAAGAAUUUCCUAAGACUUUCUUUUGUCCUUUCUCUCGCUCACUUUCAUCUCGCAUUUUUUUUUCCCAGCCUUAAAAAGAAGAGAGAAAAAAAUAGAAUGAAAGAAAGAGAGAGAGAGAGAGAGAAUGAAAGGGUGAGAGGGUGAAAAAGAUUAAGAUCAGAGGAAAAUAAGAACGUAAUAAAAAGAAGAAAAUAGGAAAAGAGGAAGAAAACGGAGCAUUACGUUUCGUGACGAUAGACAAUCACGUCGUCGAUAAUGAUCGAUGAUGAUGGAUGAUUAAAUAUGGUUGGCAAGUAACAGGAAACGUUGGGGCAAGUAGUUAUCAAUUAAUUAAUAAAGUUGACUGUACAGUCUCGCAUCUCGCGAAAAGGAUACCAAGUAUCUCUACUACAAUUGUUGUGUUUCUCGGGUAUCACCCGUUAUAAUAUAAAGAUUGCGCAUAGAUAGUCAAUUGUGCGAAGAACGAUAGGACAAAACAAAAAAAUAAAACAAAAAUAUCGCGGUGAAGAGGGAAGAGGGGGGAGAAGUGAAAAUAAAAGAAAAAUAUCGACUCGCAUAAAAGGGUUGCAUCGAACUUGAAUAACGCACAAGAGAGAAAAAAGGGAAAGAGAAGGAGAGAAGGAAAAAGGGAAUGGAAGAUAAAUAGAAAAAAAAACACACAGACAAGAAAAAGGAUAGAUAUAUAUAUAUAUUUAAAUCCUUUAACGUCAUAUUGUAAUCGAGCACUGAUCGUAAACGAAUAAUUGAACACCCGAACGAAAUUGAAUUAUCCAAAAAAACGUGAAAUAGAAUUGAAUUCUAUAUAAAAAUCUAAAGUGUCACAAGAGUUAUAUAUUAUACAUAUUAUAUUAUUUACGAUAUAAAAAUUUAGAAAACAAUUUCUUUCUUAUCUUAUCGUCAAAUGCAAUAUAAUAUAAAAUAUCUAAUGCAAUAAAGAAAGUCACGAUAACUGCCAUCGACAAAAAAAAAAAAAAAAAAAAAAAAAAAAAAAAAAAUUAAGAAAAAAAAUUGUCGAAAAGUUUUUUGGAUGUUUCUUCGAGACAUGAAUCUUCGUACUUUUUUCUACGAUGUGGAAGUGAAAAUCGGGGAGGGGGGCGAUGGGAGGAGAGGGAUAAAGGAACCAUGGUGUAUAGAGAGAAGGUUACGUUUGAAAAAGGAAAAUCCAACAUUGAUUUCUCGAGAAAGAAAGAAAGAAAGAAAGAAAUAAGAGAAGAGAGUGGAGAAGAAGAGAGGAGAAGAGAAAUAAGGGUAAAAGCUUCGAAUCGGAAAAAGCUGCGGCACUUUUAUUUUCUACUACGAGUAUAUCACAGAGAGUGCUAUUCGUUCUCGUCUUGUCGUAGUGUUUCCAUUUCGACGAACGCAUUACUAUGAGAGCGAGCGUUAUCGCUGCUAGGUAUGUAGAAAAAAAAGAAAAAAAAAAAAGAAAAAAAAA
Molecule: messenger RNA, 2572 nt
Organism: Polistes canadensis
Lineage: Eukaryota; Metazoa; Arthropoda; Insecta; Hymenoptera; Vespidae
Exons: 8
Coding region: 254-1045 (263 amino acids)
Source: RefSeq, a predicted model, not a curated record